Molecule: messenger RNA, 2074 nt
Organism: Ceratitis capitata (Mediterranean fruit fly)
Lineage: Eukaryota; Metazoa; Arthropoda; Insecta; Diptera; Tephritidae
Gene: Ir10a
Exons: 2
Coding region: 1-1935 (644 amino acids)
Cellular component (GO): membrane
Molecular function (GO): glutamate-gated receptor activity
Source: RefSeq, a predicted model, not a curated record
AUGAUUUAUUACUUGCUGCUUUUAUUCCCUAUCAACUAUGCUCAAGCAAAAGUACAACAACAACGGCUACAGUGGCAGUUUUCUGUAAUUCCAAAUGGAACAAAUAAUAUUGAAAGUAUAAAUUUAACAAAAAUCGGUGAAGAGCUGCGGAAAUAUACUCUCCAGUUACCACAUAUCAACGUACUGUUGCGUGCCAAGUAUUUGGAAAAUGACGACGCAAAUCCCUAUGUAAGAUGGUUCAUCCGGCAUAGUAAUUUGCCAGUAAUAAUUAAAUCCUAUGAUCAUAAACAAAUUAUUAAAAACCAAUCGCGAACACUUCUGCCAGUAAGCAAGAAUCGCGACAGUUUCGUUAUUUCUACCGAUUCUCAACAGUUACAUAACGUCGCCCAGCGGUUUGUACAACGGGCUGGUGUAUUCUUUUUCAUACUAUCCGAUGCUCAAUUGCCGCAAAAUUCCGGUGACUUGCAUAACGUAUUACACACCCUGUGGAUUAAGUACAGAUCUUUCAAGAAUUUUUUGCUCACUUUUCAAGGCAUUUUUUAUUUUAAUCCAUUCGCUUACGAAGCUGAUACCGGAAAAUAUGGUAGACUUGUUCUAAAUGAUAACACAAAGCCGCUGGAUAUUACCAUGUUCCGCGACAUGCAUGGCUAUCCGUUGAGGAUACAAAUUUUUAAAUCGGUUUAUGCACGCCCAUUUCUGAAUAUGAGCAAUCCAUCAAUAAAGGACGUUUAUGGUGUGGAUGGGAGAGUGGCAGAACUUCUAGAGCAACAAAUGAAUUUUACAAUGGUUUUGCAAGAACCAGACCCUAAUUAUUUCGGCGAACGUUCCAAGGAUGGCAAAUACAAUGGUGCAAUCGGUUCGAUUAUUGAGGAUAAGAUCGAUUUGUGUCUCACGGGUUUCUUUAUAAAGGAUUAUUUAGUGACGGAAUAUAUGGACUUUACAGUUGCCGUUUAUGAUGAUAAAUUAUGCAUUUAUGUGCCAAAAGCUCAGCGCAUUCCGCAAUCUAUUCUGCCAUUAUUCUCCGUCGGUUACGACGUCUGGUUAGGCUUCAUUUUGACUGCUCUCGUAAACUGCCUCAUCUGGUACCUCAUACGACGCCUCAAUCUGUAUCUUAACAUUAGAAAAUGCGCCGAUGUGUCACUAGAUCGUAGUCAGUGGUGGCAGUUUGUCAGAAUUUACAUAGACACAUGGGUACUUUGGGUGCGUGUUAAUAUCGUACGAUAUCCUCCUUUCAACUCAGAGCGUAUUUUUAUCGCAUCACUUUGUCUGGUCAGCGUUAUAUUCGGCGCCAUAUUCGAGUCCAGUUUGGCUACUGUGUUCAUUCAUCCAUUAUAUUAUAACGAUAUAAAUACAUUACAGGAAUUAGAUGAGAGUAAUUUGAAAAUUAUUUACAAAUACUCAUCAAUGGCAGACGAUUUAUUCUUUAGCGAAACAUCUCCGCUUUAUGCAAGCCUUAAUAAAAAGCUAGUACAUCUGCAGGAUUUGAACGCUGACGUCAUUUUGGACAUUGCAAAACAUGGAGGGAAGGCGGGUGUUACGCGGGCCAAUUCUCUGAUGCUAGAAUCAUUACAGUUCAUAUUAGCAAAACAGGUUUACGUCGUGCCAGAAUGUCCAAAAGAUUAUACCAUCUCCUAUAUCAUUCCAAAGGAUGCUCCCUGGGAAGAGGCAGUCAAUAAUUUGCUACUUCAAUUCUCUUCAUUAGGCUUAAUAACAAAGUGGAUUAACGAUAUGAAAACGGAAGUUGACAUAGACGUAAUGAAGAGUGGUUUGGAUUUAAAUCAAGCAAAUACCUUCAAGGUUCUCACAAUUAGUGAUUUGCAGUUAGCUUUUUAUGUUAUCUUAAUGGGGAAUGCAAUAGCCGGAAUCUCGUUAGUCAUGGAGAUCUGUCUCAAAUGCGGCGGUCAGCACUCAAAAGGAAAAUUAUGUAGCUUUUGAAAAUUUAUGGGAAUUAUUGUGCAGUCUUCCUGUACCAUACUGAAAACUAAUAUAAAAUUGUAAGAAAUUCACUUAAGUAUAUACAUAAAGCAACACAAGGCUACUUUAAGUUUUAUUGUACAGUUUUCAGUUAUGUAAA